AUGACACUUACCGCUGAGCAGGCAGAUGCAUCUCGAGACGUAGUCACAGGUAUCAUUUUGGUUUAUUUAGUCCCUACAUUUACCCUAUUUGAUUCUGGUGCAUCGCACUAUUUUAUAUCUGCUCAGUUCAUUGCACGACACACUAUACCAUGUGAUAGUUUAAAGGCAAACUGGAAUAUCCAUACCGGUAGCAGGGUGUUGAUGUCUAGUAGGGAGUGGAUGGAUUGGCUCUACAACUUCCAUGCGAUGAUCGACUGCCGACCUAGAAGCGUAAUGUUCAAGAUACCAGGCCACCCAGAGUUUGAAUUCAUGAGUGGUAGCAAAGUGAUGGAACAACCAAAGUAUCGAGCAGACAUGGAUGGAGUAUUAACCUAUAUAAAGGUAGAGGAGAAGCCCAUACCAGAAAUUGUUGAGGAGUUCCUUGAUAUUUUCCCUGAUGAGUUGCUGGGACCACUUACUAGGCUGACUCAGAAGGAGGUCAAGUUUGUGUGGGCUCCAGAGUGUCAAACAGCAUUUGAGGAGUUAAAGAAGAAGUUGACGUCAGCACCUGUUUUAUCAAUCCCAGAUGAGUCAGAAGGAUUUGUAGUGCACACAAAUGCUUCUAGUUUGGGUUUAGGUUGUGUUUUGAUGCAACAGGGAAAGGUAGUAGAUUAUGCGUCUAGACAGCUAAAGACGCAUGAGAGGAAUUACCCAGUUCAUAAUCUGGAAUUAGCGGUGGUUAUUUUUGCAUUAAAGCUAUGGCGGCACUAUCUUUUAGGGCAGAGAGUGGAGGUGUACACAGAUCACAAAAGUUUGAAGUAUAUCUUCACUCAGAAGGAACUCAACAUGAGACAACGCAGAUGGAAGCCUGUGGCGAUGAGACUCACCAGACAGUGGGAGUUGCUAGCUGAGUUCUGGAGGAUGAACAUGGAGAUUAUAUUGCCUGGAGUAGGGAGACAAUUAAUGAGUUUGCAUUUACAUUCAACUCUGGUGGACCGGAUCAAGGCUUCCCAGUUCGAGGAUGCUCGGUACAAAAAAUUCAAGAAACAAGUGGAGUCUAGAGAGAGAACUAAUCUACAGAUGCAUGAGGAUGGAUCCUUGCGAUUCCGUGGUAGGUUGUGUGUGCCUAAGGGCGAUGUUAGAAGAGAGCUGUUGGAGGAGGCACACAGUUCAGUGCUUUCUAUUCAUCCAUGA
Asparagus officinalis (garden asparagus) is the source of this 1173-nucleotide messenger RNA. RefSeq lists its product as uncharacterized. The transcript is spliced from 4 exons. The coding region runs from base 1 to 1173 and encodes 390 amino acids. The record is from RefSeq and is a predicted model, not a curated record. Lineage: Eukaryota; Viridiplantae; Streptophyta; Magnoliopsida; Asparagales; Asparagaceae.